Molecule: messenger RNA, 645 nt
Organism: Salvia splendens (bonfire salvia)
Lineage: Eukaryota; Viridiplantae; Streptophyta; Magnoliopsida; Lamiales; Lamiaceae
Exons: 3
Coding region: 66-350 (94 amino acids)
Source: RefSeq, a predicted model, not a curated record
AUGCGUUGCAUAUCACCGUAUCAUUUUCUAAAACCCUCGAAUUUCCCCCACACGAAGCAGCAACAAUGGCUUGGCGCGGUUCGCUUUCCCGAUCGCUGAUGUCCGCCGCUAGGGCUUCCACUCCCCGCUCAUCGCCGCCGCACGCUACCCUACGCACCCUGCGUUCUCCUCCUCUUUCUUCAUCUCGCCUCAAUUCACGCCGCUUCUCCUUCUCCAAUCCCAGCACACUGGGGGAGCUGGGAUGCGCCCAGUCACUAUUGUCACUGCAUAGGACAGUGGCAGGAACACGGUUGACAUCUCAUUUGGCUGACAAUGUGCGAGCUUUCUGUGAGCUGUCCCAUGGUACCUGAACAUAUUUGGAGCGGAAGGGCCAGUGCGCUCAAAUCUUGGACUUGGUUAAUAGGUGGUUUUGCAGGAAUUUCUCCUCUGGGGAAAAAUUAAAAAUUAAAUCAAUAAUAUGCAUUUUCCCUGUUUUCUUAGUUUAGACUAUUUCAGGUAGAGUCUAAAUUAAAGACAUUUUUAGGCAGCUGAAUAGUGUGUAUUACUGGUAGUUGCCCUCACACUUAUUUUUUACUACCUUUAUCCCUUAUACUAUGCUGUAACAAUUUUUACUGGAAGAAAUUUUCAUUUGUGGUGCUCGAUUAA